AUGUCGUGGGCAGGCUUCAAGAAGAAUGUGAAUCGGGCGACAACGCAGGUCAUGAUGAAGACUGGGCAUGUAGAGAAGACAAAUGAUAGGGACUACGAGGUCGAGGAAAGACGCUAUCGCACGAUGGAGGCAGCUGCGAACCGCCUGCAGAAGGAGUCAAAGGGCUACUUGGAUUCUCUGAGAGCCAUGACCGCUUCCCAAAUGCGCAUCGCGGAAACAAUUGACGCUUUCUACGGCGACGCCGGCGCGAAGGAUGGAGUUAGCCGUAGCUACAAGCAGGCAGUGGAGGAUCUCGACGCGGAGACGAUUAAGGCGCUCGAUGGCCCAUACCGAACAACCGUCCUCGAGCCCAUCUCUCGUUUCUGUGCAUACUUCCCGGAUAUCAACGAGUGUAUCAAGAAACGUAACCACAAGCUGCUCGACUACGACGCCAUGCGCGCCAAGGUCAAGAAGCUUGUCGAGAAGCCCGACAAGGAUGUAACGAAGCUGCCGCGCGCUGAGAAGGAGACUGAGAUGGCCAAAGCUGCAUAUGAGCAACUGAAUGAGCAACUCUUCACCGAACUCCCACAACUCAUCGACCUCCGCGUUCCCUACCUCGAUCCCAGCUUCGAAGCCCUGGUCAAGAUCCAAUUGCGAUUCUGUGCUGAAGCCUACUCUCGCAUGGCCCAGGUCCAACAAUAUCUCGAUGCGGAUACUCGCGAGCAAUAUGCACAAGGUCACCUUGACAGCCGAGUUGAGCAGGUGUUGCAGGAGAUUCGUGAGUUGAGCAUCAGCGGCACUGUUUGA
This is a messenger RNA of Hyaloscypha bicolor E, 786 nucleotides long. RefSeq names its product protein hob3. The transcript is spliced from 6 exons. Lineage: Eukaryota; Fungi; Ascomycota; Leotiomycetes; Helotiales; Hyaloscyphaceae. Gene Ontology annotation, biological process: endocytosis; actin filament organization; actin cortical patch localization. The record is from RefSeq and is a predicted model, not a curated record. The coding region runs from base 1 to 786 and encodes 261 amino acids. Gene Ontology annotation, molecular function: protein binding; lipid binding. Gene Ontology annotation, cellular component: actin cortical patch; mating projection tip; Rvs161p-Rvs167p complex.